Molecule: messenger RNA, 783 nt
Organism: Penicillium waksmanii
Lineage: Eukaryota; Fungi; Ascomycota; Eurotiomycetes; Eurotiales; Aspergillaceae
Product: PQ-loop repeat-containing protein
Exons: 4
Coding region: 1-783 (260 amino acids)
Biological process (GO): retrograde transport, endosome to Golgi; phospholipid translocation
Cellular component (GO): endosome; trans-Golgi network
Source: RefSeq, a predicted model, not a curated record
AUGACCUUCGGGGAGAUCGUCCAGGCGGUCAUUGACUAUGGCGCGCCCAUUUUUCUUGUCACCUCGCCCCUCACCUCCUACCUAGACCAGAUUCUCAGCAUUCAUCGGAAUAGGAGUUCGGCCGGCUUCUCCCUGGACAUUCCUCUGAUCAUGCUAGUCGCGUCGAUCUUGAAGGUCUUCUAUUGGUUUGGAGAGUACUACUCCGCCGCGCUGCUGGCGCAGGCGGUGGUGAUGAUCUUUACGCAGGGGAUCCUCUUGAAGGUCGCUUUGGACAACCGACCAAGAGAGACAGUGGAGCACACCCCUUUCAGCGGUGCCAAGGGCGGAUUUUCACGACCAUAUAACUUUUGGCAGUGGCGGAGCACCAAGCCGUAUUGGGUCUUCUUGGGCUACUUCGUUGCCGCCCUCUUUGUCAUCCACCUUACCCCGAUCUCCGACUUCAGCGCCUAUAUCAGCCUGCUGGGCUGCAUUGGUCUCGCCGUCGAGGCCACCCUCCCCGUGCCCCAGAUCAUCGCCAACCACCGAUCGGGCUCUUGCAAGGGCUUCCGACUCUCCGUCUUGGCCGCCUGGAUUAUCGGUGAUAGCUGCAAGAUGGGCUACUUCUUCAUGAGCUCGGACCCUAUUCCAUGGGCUUUCAAGCUGUGUGGUAUCUUCCAGUGCAUCUGUGACGCCUACUUGGGCGUCCAGUACUUCAUGUUCACCCGUGGCUACGUCAAGGCUGCAGGUAACCCCCAAGAUGAUGACGAAGAGGAGAAGGAGAUCCGACUCAACCGCAUCGGUUAA